This is a messenger RNA of Hippoglossus stenolepis (Pacific halibut), 2766 nucleotides long. Its product is annotated as homeobox protein Hox-A10. The record is from RefSeq and is a predicted model, not a curated record. Bases 180 to 1316 code for a protein of 378 amino acids. Lineage: Eukaryota; Metazoa; Chordata; Actinopteri; Pleuronectiformes; Pleuronectidae. Gene Ontology annotation, biological process: regulation of transcription by RNA polymerase II. The transcript has 2 exons. Gene Ontology annotation, molecular function: RNA polymerase II cis-regulatory region sequence-specific DNA binding; DNA-binding transcription factor activity, RNA polymerase II-specific. Gene Ontology annotation, cellular component: nucleus.
CACUGAUUGCUGCGCUGUCUCCUUUCUCUGCCUCAGCUCCAUGAUGGAUAUCGCCUCGGCUGCUACGUAGCCCCGGAGUGGGAGGGACUGCCCAUCUUCCAGCAUUUCCAUUGGUUUUACGGUCCGCACGGUGGAGAGGGGGGUGCCGCUAAUCAUAUCCAACAUGUUUUGUACAAGAAAUGUCAGCCAGAAAGGGCUAUCUUCUCCCUUCGCCAAAAUACACCACAAUAAUGUCAUGUUCGGACAGCCCGUCAGGAAAUGCGUUUUUAGUGGAUUCUCUGAUCGGUGGCCGCACGGAGAGCGGCGGAGGUCACUACACAGGGAGCGCGGUGUGCGUGCCUCAUAGCACUGCUACAGAAGUGCCUUACGGACUACACAACUAUGGAUACUUCCCAGGUAUGGGUAAGCGGAGCGAGCUGGGCGCCCAGAAUAUGGUUUCAGCCUCAGGUGCGUACAUGUCCAGCAUGGAGAUGUGGAUGGACGCGCAGAGGUCAUGUCGAAUGGAUCAAGAGCACCCGGUAGGUCCCCAGGUCGCGCCCUGCUCGUUCCCGCAGAACAUUAAGGAAGAGAGCACCUACUGUCUGUACGAGCAGCCGAAGUGCCCUAAAGCCUCAACCGCCGAAGAUCUGACAUAUUCGAGAUUGACUCCAGCCGGACUCGGCUCGAGUUCUUGUACAGUUACUGAUGGCGGCGGCGGGGGCUCAGUGCCUGUGCCGGGCUACUUCCGCUUGUCUCAGACGCACGCACAUUCUCAUAAACUUUACAACACCAGCGGCCCCCAACCGAACCCUUCCCAUUCCCAUUUUGGCUUACACCCCACUGCUACUGCUCGUUUCCACACGCCACCAACCUCGACUUCUGCUCCAGCCACGGCGCAUGAAGAACGGAGAACCGAGGAGCCCGUGUCCUCGGCGAAAGCAGACGUGCAGCCUCACGCUGCACCGGGGGCCGAGGCGACAAGAGAGUCCUCGGAUGCAGAGGCGUCCUCAGCAGACGAGGCGGAGGUGAAUGACAAAGAGAGACCAGCAAAGACCACUAAAGGAGAAAAAAAAAGUGAAAACACGGCCAACUGGCUGACGGCGAAGAGUGGCCGGAAGAAACGCUGCCCAUACACCAAGCACCAGACACUGGAGCUGGAGAAAGAGUUCCUCUUCAACAUGUACCUGACCCGAGAGCGCCGCCUAGAGAUCAGUAAAGGCGUCCACCUGACGGACAGACAGGUUAAAAUCUGGUUCCAGAACCGCAGGAUGAAACUGAAGAAAAUGACGCGGGAGAACCGUAUCCGGGAGCUCACCUCCAACUAUGGAUUUUCGUGAUGAACCAAGAACGUGAUCUCACUGAAACAGAGGCAAGAAUUGGUGAAAUCAAAAUACAACACCCCCCCACCCCUACCCCCAAAAAAAUUUCCACUUCUCCAUCUCCCCUCACCACUUGUCCACAUGACUCGUUUUGACUGUGGGGUUACAACUUUCUUUUUUUUCCCAGACACGCGUAAUGUCAGUACAUCGUCCUCUGUGAGCUACUGAGAAAAGACGGAUGUUUAAAAAAAUGUAAGAGGUACCAUCUGAUUGUUUUCUGAUGUUGUGUUUUUUUGUAUCGUCGACACGUAUCUGUCACUUCUGUCGUAUGUUUGGAUUGUGUCGUCAGUGGAAUUGAAUCCAUGCAGUUGAAACACACACACGCACACGCACACCCACACACACGCAGACACACACACACACACACACACAGACACACACACACACGCAGACACACACACACCCACACACCCACCCACUCACACACACAAGCACACACUGUGAAAGUGUUUGAUUUGUCCACUUUCUCCCCCACCGCUGAACAAUAACACUUUCCCCCAAAUUUAGUCCAACAAUUAUGAAUUUAUUUUAUUUUAAUUGGAAUUGCAUGAUAUAAAGUUUUCUUAUUAUUUUGAGAAUUAAUUUUUGAACCACUCUGGAAUAUAAUACCCAUGUAUCACCGAGGAAAGAGUAAUUCAUUAGGGCCAUUAGAUGUAGUCCACCAUGAUAUAGAACUAUUCUACGUAUGAGCUAAAUGUAUAAACUGGAUCUUUAAUCACGUUGACGUUUACACACACAAAACGGUGCGUAAAGUGAAGGAGAACUGUUUUUACUGUAUAUUUCUGUGUACAUAUGACAUUGUGUUUUUGUGUAAUGCUUAAUAAAUUAUCAGCUCGCAUUAAGGAGUAGCUGUUUGCAUUUUUGUAGCGUGGGGGGUUCUAUUUUCCAGGAUAAGUUUUAAAUGCUUUGUUUUGAAAUUCAAAUGUCCAAAAAAUAAUACGUGCUCCAACACUGGGGAUGGGAGUUGUUUUGUGAACCAGCUCAGAAAUGUUCUCAGGGGCUAAAGUAAUGGCCAUCGGAAAUAAUUAAGAUAUUAGGCUAUAAGCCGUCUAGCUGCAUGCCCAGCCGGCUAUUGUAGAGUUUUAUGACUGGCUGGUAUAUGAGGUUUCUCCCUCUCCUCUAAGAGCAGCUUCAGUCGUGGGAGAGCCUCUCAGACGGAGAGGAGGCCCGGCUCUCUGCUAGAAAUCCUUACUGUACAGAUGCGCAAUGUGGAUAGAACAUUACCUUCUGCUUUACUUCGGAAUAGUAGGAUUAACGCUUCUGGGAGCGGGUAAGUGCAUUCUUCAUUGUGACAAUUGUCUAUUUUUGCGCCUUGUUGCAACGGCUUCACUUUAGUGUUGUGCCACACACUUGCACUUUCUCAGAACAGACGCAUUUGUGGACGCUCGAUGACGGAACCGACGACCAC